Messenger RNA from Oryzias melastigma (Indian medaka), 2823 nucleotides. It is a transcript of the gene gtf2e1, whose product is annotated as general transcription factor IIE, polypeptide 1, alpha. The transcript is spliced from 6 exons. Gene Ontology annotation, cellular component: transcription factor TFIIE complex. NCBI's taxonomy places the organism in Eukaryota, Metazoa, Chordata, Actinopteri, Beloniformes, Adrianichthyidae. Bases 492 to 1817 code for a protein of 441 amino acids. The record is from RefSeq and is a predicted model, not a curated record. Gene Ontology annotation, biological process: transcription initiation at RNA polymerase II promoter; transcription open complex formation at RNA polymerase II promoter.
GUAGUCGAUUUUGGAAACUAGAUUCGGACAGCAUUAGAAAAUGGUGAACGCAUUAUAUUUGAGUAAGUUUACAAGGGACGUGACUUGAAGGGGGACACUUUUCGAUGGUAACAUUUUUCAUCACAACACCGGAAGCAGCAAGUUAAAAUUUCCGCCCAAAAUAGCGAUUCCUCGAUAUGAUUGGUCGAAGACCUUCAAAAUAGUGCGGUUCAAUUCGCUAGACGGUUAUGUCACUAAACAGUCACGUCCUCGUGCCGGGUUGAACCAAUAGGAAUGUACAAAAUCCCUUUUCUUUACUUCCGGGUUAGCUCUCCGCGAUGCACUGAUCGUUUGCUAGCUUUUUCGGAUUUUGUAGCUUUAAAAAUGUGUCCAGUAAAUUAAAUUUCUGUCCGUCUUUACUGAUAAUAUAAAGGACAUCAAUCGGAAAUGACCGGAGAAGUUUGUUCUUCUGUUUUUUUUCGAGAGGAACAUAAAUAGUUUCGGUUCUGAAGAUGAUGGAGCCGGAUGUCCUGACGGAGGUCCCUGCGGCGCUGAAGCGCUUGGCCAAACAGGUGGUCCGGGGCUUUUACGACGUGGAGCACGCCCUGGCCCUGGACGUGCUCAUCCGUAACCCGUGUGUGCGUGAGGAGGACAUGCAGGAGCUGCUGAAGUUCGACCGCAAGCAGCUGCGCUCUGUGCUCAACACCCUGAAGGCAGACAAGUUCGUCAAGUGCCGCAUGAGAGUGGAGACGGCUGUCGAUGGCAAGACGACGAGACACAACUACUAUUUCAUCAACUACAGAGUGUUGGUCAAUGUGGUCAAAUACAAACUGGAUCACAUGCGACGGCGCAUUGAGACGGAUGAACGAGAUUCCACCAACCGAGCCUCCUUCAGGUGUCCCUGCUGCUCCUCCGCCUUCACGGACCUGGAGGCCAACCUGCUCUUUGACAUGAUGACAGGGACAUUUCGCUGCACCUUCUGCCAGACGGAGGUGGAGGAGGACACUUCCGUCUGUCCCGACGGCAGGACUCUGGUGGCCCGCUUCAACGAGCAGAUCGAGCCCAUCUAUGCGCUCCUGCGCCAAACCGAAGACGUCAACUUGUCCCACGACCUGCUGGAGCCCGAGCCCACCGAGAUCCCUGCUCUCAAGCAGAGUCGGGAACGUGCAGCGGCGUCGGCUGGAAACGCCGCUGGUGGACAGCACCGGGAAGCGUGGUCCACCAAAGGCUCGUCCUACGCAGACCUGUACACGCAGAACGUGGUGAUCAGCAUGGACGAGCAGGACGAGCAGCAGAAGGCGGCGAGCGAGGCCAAGGCCCCCAAGGAGCGGCCGGUGUGGUUGACCCAGAGCACCGUCCAGGGAGCUUACAGCGAGGCCGACGGCCUCAAGAACGACGGAUCAUCUCUGCCCGGAUCUCAGGACGGAGCAGCAGCUCGCGACCAGACGGACGAAAACGAGGAAGUGAUGCGCGCUCUCCUCAUCCACGAGAAGAGGGCGGUCGCAGGAGCAGGAGUGGGCGGAGCCGGCGCCUCCUCCAGAGCUCCCGCGUCCUCCGCCGCCAACGCCAGCGACUCGGAGAGCGACACCAGCGAGUCGGACGACGAGUUCCCCUCAGGUCCUCCCCCUGUCAUGGCGGCGCAGCAGCGAGAGGAGGACGAAGACGACGACGAUGACUUCGAGGAGGUGGGGGACGAGCCCAUGGUGACGGUGGGGGGUCGGCCGUUCUCGUACCGGGAGGUGAGCCAGAGGCCCGAGCUGGUGGAGCAGAUGUCUGCGCAGGAGAAGGAGGCCUACAUCGAAAUGGGACAGAACCUUUUCCAGGACAUGUAUUUCUGAGUUUCAUCUAUCGGGGAAGUGUCGCUGCUGCAGGAUGCAUCCAUCUGCAGAGUCUGGACAGAAACCUUCUGCAGAUCCACUCAAUCCCUUCUGCUGAUCCACUCGAUCCCUUCUGCACAUCCACUCAAUCCCUUCUGCUGAUCCACUCGAUCCCUUCUGCUGAUCCACUCGAUCCCUUCUGCUGAUCCACUCGAUCCCUUCUGCUGAUCCACUCGAUCCCUUCUGCUGAUCCUCUCGAUCCCUCCUGCAGAUCCACUCGAUCCCUUCUGCUGAUCCACUCGAUCCCUCAUGCAGAUUCACUUGAUCCCUCCUGCAGAUCCACUCGAUCCCUCCUACAGAUCCACUCGAUCCCUUCUGCCGAUCCACUCGAUCCCUUAUGCUGAUCCACUCGAUCCCUCCUGCAGAUCCACUCGAUCCCUCCUGCAGAUCCACUCGAUCCCUUCUGCUGAUCCACUCGAUCCCUCAUGCAGAUUCACUUGAUCCCUCCUGCAGAUCCACUCGGUCCCUCCUACAGAUCCACUCGAUCCCUUCUGUACAUCCACUCGAUCGCUUCUGCGGAUCUACUCGAUCCCCAUGCAGAUCCACUCGAUCCCUUCUGUGCAUCCACUCGAUCCCUUCAAUUACAGCUUCCUGUUUCCUUCUGGGAAGAAGACGAUUGGAUGACGCAUCUCUGCGUGUUGAGACUCCUUCAGGAGCCCAAAAGAAAGUCUGUCAAACUGGAUUUAGGGUUAAAAAGAUGCAAAGAUGUAGUUCCACACUGAGUUUUUUAGUUCAAACUCACAGUUGGAUGCUGAACAACCAAAAGUUACAUUCUGCUUAAAGGAGAUUAAACACCAAUCUCCCUGAGACAAACGUUUAAGGAAUUUUUGCUGCGUUUUUCUUCAUCGUUCUGACAUUUCCUGCUAAAAUGCCAAACUUACAGCUGUGGGAAUCAAAGCGGUGAACAGCGGCGCCUAACUUCCCUUUAAUACAAGUUUUGUCAAUAAAAAUGUAGUUCUGAAGCUUU